Hyla sarda is the source of this 1050-nucleotide messenger RNA. RefSeq names its product zinc finger matrin-type 5 (gene ZMAT5). Lineage: Eukaryota; Metazoa; Chordata; Amphibia; Anura; Hylidae. Gene Ontology annotation, cellular component: U12-type spliceosomal complex. The coding region runs from base 10 to 513 and encodes 167 amino acids. Gene Ontology annotation, molecular function: zinc ion binding. The record is from RefSeq and is a predicted model, not a curated record. The transcript has 5 exons.
UUCCUGGGAAUGGGUCGGCGGUACUUCUGCGACUAUUGUGAUCGGUCUUUCCAGGACAAUCUACACAACCGCAAGAAACAUCUGAACGGCGUCCAACACCAAAGGAGCAAGAAGGUCUGGUACGACCUGUUCAGAGAUGCUUCAGAGAUCCUUGCAGAAGAAGGAUCUAAGAAACUAUGCAGACGCUUUCUUCAGAGAGGUCAGUGUGAUUUUGGUAAUUCCUGCCGUUUCUCACAUAUGACUGCAGAAGACGUGGAAGCCCUAAAGGCUCGUGUGGAAGCAGAGAGAAGGCUGAGAGAAGAACUAAGUAAGCAGAUCCCUCCUUGUAAUGUAGAGUCUUGGUUGGAAGAGAGAGCAAAGAAAGAAAGCACACGUAAUGACAGUGCCUCUGCAUCAGAGUGUCCUGUCUAUCAUUUACCACCAGGAUGGCCUCCACUAUGUGAUCUACCCCCAUCACUCCACCCCCCCACACCUGCAGAGGUGGGUCACCCAGGAGACCUUGAAUGGGGCUAAUUCAGAGGAUCCUUAAGAUUUGGAUGAUCAGCAGAUGAUUAAUGCCAAAGCAUAUUUUCUGGUGAAGAUGGAGUUCACUGUAACUGUGAUGCAACAUACUUGAAGAGCAGAUGUACGGCAAUUGAUCAGAUGCAAGAAAAAUGUAUUCCUGGGUCAUGAAUAUCAUCAGAUUGUGGAUAAUCUGCUGCAAUACAAAUUCAUGAGCCACUUCUACCUGAACAUCACUUCAGCUGAAGCUGACUUCUACUAACUGAGGCUGCUAAAGCGAUGUGUGAGCAGGGUUCGGGAUCACUAAAAAAUCUAACUAUUUUCUUGUUUAGUGUUUGUUAUUUUUUACCUUUAUCUAACAUAUAUUGGCCUGGACAAAGAUGCAACUUUGGGAGGGCUGGUUUUGUUAUUCUAAUGGUCAAUUCAAUUAAAACAAUACCCAUAUUGAAAUAGUUUUCUAUUAUUGUACAACUGAAAAACUUUUUGGCCAAAAUGCUUUGUGAUCUAUAGUUUUUCAUUGGUACUAUUUUUGUUUUGAAGGACUGUUUU